AUGAGGUGAGUGCUAGCUGAACACGCAAGGUAAAUGAGUGUAUCGUACACAUUGAAAUUUGAUUCCAUGAGAUCACGUUAUUUUAUUCACCCGAACCAUUUUAGAUUCAAUUCCCAAUAUGAUCUGUUCAUACGAAUUUCUAUGAUCUUGAACUUGUUUUCCGAGUUCUAUAACUGCCAAGAAAUUUGUAAACAUCCGGAUUGGAAGAACUUUAAACAAGUGAUUUUUAAGAAUGAAUCAUAUCAAUAUUCUCAUCAUUAUCAUUACUCACAAACAAUUAGUCUCAAUCAACCUCAUCCAGUUGUGAAUGGCAGUUUCAAGAAAUUUGACGUGGAUAAAGUGAGUUGAUCACAUUUUGUAGUGGAGGCGCUAUUCCUGUGUUUUCACCUGUUAGACAGUUGUACGAGAAUCCCCGUUGAAGUAUUACGAAAGCCAAGUCAGUACAUUUUUUAUUUUCUUAAUUGGUAAGUCUAUAUUUUUCUUUGAACUAAAAUUGUUAUUGAGUUUUCUUGAUCACAAACUAAUCCCAUGAAUUUUGGUGGAUUUCCGAACGACAUUAUCAGCAAAAAUUCAGUUAGAAAUGCCGUUCAGAAGAACGAUGAAAGCUCCACAACCAAACCAUCUGGCUCAGAGAACAAAACUCUAUUACAAUCAUCCAAAUGGGCUACAAAUCUUCUCCACCAUCUAAAUCCCAUGAAUCAAAGUUGAUUCAGUGUUUUCAGCGAAUUUUUUAUCUCGAAAUCAUUUAUCCAUUCAACGUGAAAUUAUCAAUCAAACUGCAUGUUUUCAUUAACAAAAAUAAAGGUGAUUUAGAAAUAUAUAAAAACAACGAAAGAAUUGGAGAAAUCUCGAACGCUGUACCAAAUUUUUUGUCACCUCGUCUUUUGAAUGAGGAGGGAUUAUUCGCUGUCAAAUGGUUUCUUGAAGGAAAAGAUAAUGGUAAACGUAAUUCAUUGCAUGUGAAUUCCUCACACUUACUUCUUCACUCCCUGUGGUCACUCACUGUUUGUGCGAUUCAGCUCUCAGAAAUUGGACACGUAAAUAUUUGUUACUUUUCUGGAAAAUGAGGGUUGAACAAAAUAUGAAAUCCAUUCACCGUUUGAUCACAAUGAUUGGGAAUUGAAGCUUAGUUGAAAUGAACUGAGAUAAAUUAGAUAUGACGUUUUAAAAAAUUGAUCUUUAUUGCCUGUUUGAAAACCUGUUAUAUGUUUGUCACAAAGCCAUUCCUGUGCACAUCAUAUUCAUCUACACUUCCAUCCAUCGCACAGUCAUUCCUAUAUAUCUAUAUAUCCUUCCAAAUUGAGAAAUCGUUGAGAUUACACAUUUAAAUCCAUUCGUCUCUCAUCUACAACAAACAAACACUGCGGUCACAGUAACUUGAUCGAUUUAAAUAUCCAUAUGUUAGGUUAUCAAUGAGAUUCUCAAGUUGCAUUUGUGCGAAAACCCUCCACAACUUAUGUCAUACGUACUUAGAGUCGAUUGUUUCAAGGAAAAUUAUAGCAGCUAUUGCGUACGUGCGAAUAUCUAUGCAAUAUUAGACCUUCAAUGAAUAGGUAGUAAUACAAUGGUAUUACAGCUUCAGAGACUAGGCAUUUCACACUAGUUUGGAAGGAUGUAUGCUCGUUUCAUUCUUAUGAAGUCGACUUAAAUGUUUUGAAUGCGAAUCCGACUGAAGAAAGCAUUUGACACGACUCAGUAAAUAUCGGCGAAAUUUGAUCACUUUGUGAGUGAGCAUAUGCUGUGUUACACCUAUCGUUCAAAUUCUAAGUAUCGUUAGUCUUUCAAUUGUUGAGGAUACAUUCAUACUCUCGAAUGUAUUGAGCUUAAAAAACAAAUCUUCUUGUUGCAAGAAAACAAUGGAUAAAAGCUUUAGCCAAUGGAAAAUUAGUGAAUGUUAUCUACAUAGACUUCAGCAAAUUGUUUAACAAGAUGACAACAAACGGACUGCAAUUGAAGCUAGAAAAUCAUGGCAUGGCUUGACCUCCUGUAUUAUGGCUUAAAAUGUUUUUCAAAGGUUUCACACCUACUUUUCGAAUUCUAAGGAUCGUUAGUUUUUUAAUUGUAGAGAUUACACCCAUUGUAACCAAUGUGAUAUAUGCAAAUGGGAAGAUAUCUAUCUAUUAUGAGAACAAUAUUUUGCAAAUUUCAGAAAAUAAGAUGUUAGGAAUGCAAGGAAUCUUUCAAUGUGAAACAGUCACACAAGAUAAGACGAAACAUGAGAUAGCUUUUCCUGCAGAAUGGGUCAAAAAUGGCACGUUAGUGGAGUAUGAAGUCAUCGGCACAAUUUGUCCAAUACACAAUUCAAGUGAAGCAUGCCAACAAGCAACAACACCGAAUAUAACAUGUAUUUGGUGUGAGAAAUGGAACACGUGCAUUGACAGUAAUCAUCAGGAUAAUCAUUUCUUUAACGUGAAUGAUUGCCAUUUCAAGAUCCCGGAUGUAAACGAUGUGAGUACAUCGACACCCAUGAAUCACAAAGAAACAACAUUCGGGAAUACGACUUUUGAAAUAACUGAAGAAAGUAAACAGAACAAAUCACUUUGGUACCUGUAUAUUGUUAUUCCUUCAGUCGUCUUCUUCUUUGUUGCAUGCAUCGGUUGCGUUAUUUGGAGAUGGCUGCAUAAAAGACGAAGAUAUAAUGAAUGAUCCUCGAAUAUUCUGACCAAGUGCUUUUUUAUUUCGUAUUCUAUUUGAAAACUCUGGACUUAAUUAUUCAUUUCAAUGGUUCGGUAAAUUUCUUCACGGAACUAUGUGUAUUUUGUCCUUGCCUACGUAAUAACCGAUGUACACUUGUUAAUAAAAUACCGGACACGGUUUUUAAUAUUUGCGUUUUUGUCUUCAUUAAAAUCUGACUUGUUUUUCGAGAGUUUGACAACAUCUUGUUCUUGAACUGGUGGUGUUGUGUUUAUUAAUCAUCAAUGUGCACGUUUUGGAAUUUUCGUCAAUAUCACGUCGGACUACUGAAAAAUAUCAUUUGGAAUAUGCGACGGUCAUUAUUGCAAAUUGACCUGUCGGAACAC
Molecule: messenger RNA, 3020 nt
Organism: Schistosoma haematobium
Lineage: Eukaryota; Metazoa; Platyhelminthes; Trematoda; Strigeidida; Schistosomatidae
Exons: 8
Coding region: 2002-2646 (214 amino acids)
Source: RefSeq, a predicted model, not a curated record